UUCCAUUAUCGCCGCCUUGGAAUAUUUUCGCACUGUCCUAUCCAUUCGUUAUCGUUCCCGCCAACAGGGAUCUCUCGAGAUGGCGCUUGGGGCGCUCCUCGUCGCCGCCACGAAGCUCGCCGGCGUUUUGGUCACCGUCACGGUCGCCGCCAACGCCUUCUCCUUUGCCCGCUAUCGCCGCCGCCACCUCCGCCCCUUCCGCUCCCCCAUCGACGAGUCAGCCGACGUCCUCGCCGCCUUCAACGUCCACCCCGACUCUGCAGAGGAGGAAAAUGGGUUCUUUUUUGGAUUAGCAACAGCACCUGCUCAUGUUGAGGAUAGGCUAGAUGAUGCUUGGCUUCAGUUUGCAGAGCAACAACCCUGUGGUGAUAUGGAGCUUAAAGGGAAGCAGCAGCCAGUGGAUGCACUGAUGGCUUCUGCUACUGGUGAUGGUGGUUCUCAGCAAGUUUCUUUGGCCACAGAUGAGCCUAAAAAGACUGCUAAGAGGGAGACAAGAAGACCCAUAAAGAUAGCUAUGGAGGCCAUGAUCAGAGGAUUUGAGAAGUAUUCAGAUGGAGAAGAAGGAGAGCACCGUUCUAGCCCAGAAUGCAGUCAUACUGUUGCUGCUUGGCACAAUGUACCUCAUCCGCAGGAGAGGUUGAGAUUUUGGUCUGAUCCGGACACCGAGUUAAAGCUGGCUAAAGAUACUGGUAUCAGUGUUUUCAGAAUGGGAAUAGAUUGGGCAAGGAUAAUGCGAAAGGAACCAGUAGAAGGACUUAGAGACUCUGUUAAUUUUGCAGCAUUGGAGCGCUACAGAUGGAUCAUUGAAAGAGUACGAUUUUAUGGAAUGAAGGUGAUGCUUACUCUGUUCCAUCAUUCACUUCCUCCAUGGGCUGGAGAAUAUGGAGGGUGGAAGCUGGAGAAAACAGUUGAUUAUUUCAUGGAUUUUACAAGGCUUGUUGUUGACCGUGUAUCAGAUUUGGUGGACUAUUGGGUAAUAUUUAAUGAGUCUCAUGUAUUUGUUAUGCUAACUUAUUGUGCGGGUGCUUGGCCUGGUGGACAUCCUGACAUGAUCGAGGUAGCAAUGUCUGCCUUACCUACUGGUGUUUUCAAUCAAGCCUUGCACUGGAUGGCUGUGGCACACUCAAAGGCCUAUGACUAUAUCCAUGGAGAAAGCAAGAGUAGCCAGAAACCUAUUGUUGGGGUUGCACAUCAUGUCUCUUUUACAAGACCCUAUGGUCUAUUUGAUGUUGCUGCUGUUGCACUGGCUAAUUCAUUGACACUUUUCCCCUAUGUGGAUAGCAUCUCUGACAAGCUAGAUUUCAUAGGCAUUAACUAUUAUGGACAGGAAGUAAUUUCAGGGCCUGGCUUGAAGCUUGUGGACAAUGAUGAGUAUAGUGAAUCUGGACGUGGCGUUUACCCUGAUGGUUUAUACCGUAUUUUGCUUCAGUUCCAUGAAAGAUACAAACACCUGAAUCUGCCAUUCAUUAUUACUGAGAAUGGAAUUUCUGAUGGAACUGAUUUGAUUCGACGCCCAUACUUGCUGGAGCAUUUAUUGGCUGUAUAUGCAGCCACUAUAAUGGGUGUUCCUGUGCUUGGUUAUUUGUUCUGGACAACAUCAGAUAAUUGGGAAUGGGCUGAUGGAUAUGGUCCCAAGUUUGGACUUGCGGCAGUCGAUCGUGCCAAUGACCUAGCACGUAAACCUCGCCCUUCGUACUAUUUGUUCUCCAAGGUGGUGAAAACAGGCCAAGUCACAAAACUAGACAGGGUUCAAUCUUGGAGAGAACUCCAGCAAGCUUCUCUAGCAAAGAGAACGAGGCCGUUUUACCGAGCAGUGGACAAACAUGGACGUAUGUAUGCAGGAGGGCUAGAUGAACCUAUUCAUCGACCUUAUAUCCAAAGGGAUUGGCGGUUCGGGCAUUAUGAAAUGGAUGGUUUGCAGGACCCCUUUAGCCGCAUGUCAAGACUUUUUAACGCACCAUUUUCACAUAAGAAAAGGGUUCAUCAAUCAGAAGAUGAUGAUAUGGUUCUUCAGCCUGUUGGCCUUUGAAGACUGUUCCAUGAACUGCAAAGAACAAAAAUGCCUCUAUUGUUUGCUUAGACUUUAGGGAUUCUUCAGCGAUGAAUGCCUUCAACAAUCAAUACACUGGAGGGAAUUACAAACUCCUUGAAGCUCUUUGGCUACUCUCCCUUCACUGAGCAGUAACUACAUAAAUGUUUCUUCAAUUUGUUGCUAGUUCCAUGUCUUAAGGUCAGGAGCCAAUUGAAGUGACAUCAAGUUUAUUGAUUUGUCUAUUGUGAAAUACGUUUUCUACCAAACUGUUGUAUUAUAAGCCAGAAACUGCUAGCUUUUUAACUAUUCAAUGCUCUUAUCUAUGGCAAAGCCACGCAUCUUGAAAAAAAGAAGCUUCUUGUUGAUGCCCAAAGUAUUCUGAAAAGGCAAAAGCUGUUAGCAGAUUGGACAUUGUAAACAUGAUGAGCUUGCCAAUGCUUUAUUAUUGUGUUGGUA
Molecule: messenger RNA, 2488 nt
Organism: Phoenix dactylifera (date palm)
Lineage: Eukaryota; Viridiplantae; Streptophyta; Magnoliopsida; Arecales; Arecaceae
Source: RefSeq, a predicted model, not a curated record